Molecule: messenger RNA, 837 nt
Organism: Papaver somniferum (opium poppy)
Lineage: Eukaryota; Viridiplantae; Streptophyta; Magnoliopsida; Ranunculales; Papaveraceae
Exons: 1
Coding region: 124-720 (198 amino acids)
Source: RefSeq, a predicted model, not a curated record
CCAAUCCGACUCACUUAACUCGGUUUGUGGGAGGAGAAGAGACGAGAGGCUAGAAAACAGUUUGUGAGUUAUCCACUCAAACAAACAAAACAAGAAAAACCAGAAAGAAAUCAAAGAUAAAAAAUGGCAAUCAUAGCAUCAUCUUCAUCCUUGAAAUUUGCAAACCCAUUUCCAUCCUCCCUAAAAUUCUCACCAGCAAAUUCUUCUAGAUCACUACUGCUUUCCUUCUCAAGGAAAGCCACAGAAUCUGAAAACAAUGAAUCCUCCUCAUUAGAAACCACUGAAACUCCAACCCCAGACACCCCAUCAACCUCAACAGAAGACCAAGACAGUUUUGAGAACAAACUAGCACAAGUAAGACUAAGAUACAAAAGUGGAACAGGAAAGAAAGCUGAGCUAAGAAAAGGAAAGAAGUCAAAGGGAACAAAUGGUAGUGGUGGUGGUGGUGGUAAUGUGUUUUUGCCACCAGUACCAUUAAAAGAACCAGUAUCUGGUGGGGUGAAAGUGGAUAUGGGGUUUAGUAGAUAUACAGAGAGGCUUAAUGGAAGGUUAGCUGGUUUAGGAUUAGCUGCAUUGUUGUUGGUGGAAUUGGCUACUGGUAAGAGUGUGUUGAAUUAUCAUAGUCCAUCUAUUGUUUUUAUUCAGAUUUAUUUUGUUGCUGCUGUUUCUGCAAUGUAUGUCAAAUUUGAAAAGGAGAAAGUUAGUAUUUGGCCUAGGUGAUUGGGAUUUCAUUUGGGCAAUUGGAAUUUGAUGGAAAACUAAGGUUACUGAGAUUUGUAUUGUUGAAAUGUACAAUUUUUUUUUUUUUUUUUUUUCUGAGAACAUAUGUAUUGUUGA